AUGGAGGGUCGAUUGGGCAGCCUAAAUUUUCGCGAUAUUGCGGUCACGACUCUUUAUCUACCCUUUUGUUGCAUGAUCGGCUGUCUUUCAUAUGCCAUGUUCUUCUAUUUUGAUGAGGUUACGGAAUCAAAGUGUGGAGUCCAUAACUUUGUGCCUUCAAUCAGUGGAGCGGUUUGCAUGCGUCCGCUGUUACAUUUAUGGCGGUUUUGCAUUGUUGCACACGCCGUUCCCCGUGUUUUUGUUACCCACCUUUAUUACCGUGCGCAUAUGGCACUGGCAGACAAAGUCACUUUAUGGAAGUCAUACACUUCUCUUGUCUCUUUGGUAUACUUAUUCGAUCUCACUGAUAUUCUUUCUCUCUGUGGCUUAACAAUCUGGAAGCAUCUAAUGACUGCUACAAAUCCAGCUGACACGACCAAGAAAACAUUCAUGAAGAAUCAGCUCUUAAUAGGCACGAAAUCAGCUGAGUUCGGCAUCGCCUUCGCGAAUAUGGGCUUUCACGGGACCGCAGCUAAGGACUUCUACAACCUCAAGAUUGUUGCUUCUCUCACCUGA
Molecule: messenger RNA, 555 nt
Organism: Echinococcus granulosus
Lineage: Eukaryota; Metazoa; Platyhelminthes; Cestoda; Cyclophyllidea; Taeniidae
Product: Post-GPI attachment to proteins factor 2-like protein
Exons: 3
Coding region: 1-555 (184 amino acids)
Biological process (GO): GPI anchor biosynthetic process
Cellular component (GO): Golgi membrane; endoplasmic reticulum membrane
Source: RefSeq, a predicted model, not a curated record